Trypanosoma grayi is the source of this 1089-nucleotide messenger RNA. RefSeq lists its product as hypothetical. Gene Ontology annotation, molecular function: protein binding. The record is from RefSeq and is a predicted model, not a curated record. Lineage: Eukaryota; Euglenozoa; Kinetoplastea; Trypanosomatida; Trypanosomatidae. The coding region runs from base 1 to 1089 and encodes 362 amino acids. The transcript has a single exon.
AUGGCGGCUGACACUGUCCAUCGAAGGCUAAACAAAUACGAAUGGUCGGAGAACACAUCCACAAAGGGCGGAGCCUCUCCUCAACCUAGCGGGGCCGUGAAGGAAGUGCUCGGGAGUGCUAUGGCGUGCUCCGAAAAGAAGGUCUACCUCUGUGGCGGCUAUGAUCCACGGACGGGUCGCAGCCUUCCGCAGCUUAUGGAGUUUGACCUGUCUACAAAACAAUGGUCAAAAGGGCUGACACUGCCCGAGAGAUUGCGAAAUGCAUCGGCUGUUGCGUUUGGGGACUACUGCCUUGUGUUUGGUGGCUGGAAUGACGAGACGUACAGCAAGAAUCUGUGGCUGCUUGCGCCAAAAAGCCAAGACAUGGCUGCCACAAAUAAUAAGGAGCCACUUAUUAGUGUAUGGACAUUGGUGCGGUCUACGGGUUUGACACCAUCUGCCCGUGUCUGUCACUCUAUGGUUUUGGGCACAAUGGGCGGUGAGGAGGAUGCAUCUCAAAAUCCAGUAGUAUACGUGUUUGGUGGCUUUGAUGGUGAACGGCGGUUGAAUGAUGUCUGGCGACUUCGACUGGGUCCCUUGCUUGAGAAGGGUGAGGCGACAUGGGAAUUGAUUGAGGCAAAAGGUGGGACCCCACCGUCACCACGGGACGAUGCCGCCGUUGCAUUUGACGGGAUAAAUGAGCGGAUUCUCGUUUUUGGAGGGUUUGCGUCAUGUCUACAGAGUGACCUCCACAUACUGACGCUGCGCGGCGGUGAGAACACGUGGAUGUGCCAGCCGUGUCUCGGGGUGCCAUCAAGGCGCCAGGGCUGUGUCGCAGCGAUGUCGAACGGCUAUCUUGUUGUUUGCCUAGGCGAGGAUGAGAAGGGUCCUAUUCCGCAGAUCCUUCAGCUGUCUAUGGCAGAUUUCAAGUGGUCGCUCUUGUCGCUCGAAAAGGAGGAGCUUUCAGGGCGCAGGGGCUGUGUGGGGUGCGCCAGUGAACGGGGAAAGCGCAUCGUAGUGUUUGGAGGCGGCGUUCCACCAAAGACCCACACCAGUCUUCUAGAGCUAGAGCUUGAAAAGUCGGACGCGAGCAGCUCGAGAAAAAAGUGA